Epinephelus fuscoguttatus (brown-marbled grouper) is the source of this 876-nucleotide messenger RNA. It is a transcript of the gene fxyd11, whose product is annotated as FXYD domain containing ion transport regulator 11. The record is from RefSeq and is a predicted model, not a curated record. Gene Ontology annotation, molecular function: sodium channel regulator activity. Gene Ontology annotation, cellular component: membrane. The transcript has 7 exons. NCBI's taxonomy places the organism in Eukaryota, Metazoa, Chordata, Actinopteri, Perciformes, Serranidae. Gene Ontology annotation, biological process: regulation of sodium ion transmembrane transporter activity. The coding region runs from base 117 to 329 and encodes 70 amino acids.
ACUUAUUCCAGUAAAACAGAAAUUACACACUUUUGACCAGGCAGUGUCUUGGGACAUUCACACACACUCCUCUGCUCCUGAACCGUCAGCUCAGGUAAGCAACAGUUGUGCUGAAGAUGGGACAUCUAAAUGUUGUGGCUGUUAUGGCAGUGUUCUUCAGCCUUUUCAUGGAAACUGAAGCCAAUCCAUUUGUUUACAACUAUGAAAGGCUACGAAUCGCAGGCCUGAUCUGUGCCUGCCUGUUGUUUGCUGGAGGACUCACCAUUAUACUCUAUAACAAGUGCACCACCAGGAGCAAAAAAGUGGAAGAUGACAACAGUGAAAUCUGAUAUGGCGCCUGACAAACCGGUUUUGGCCAGGAAGAAGACCUGACAGGCAAGGGGUGGAGAGAUUUGGGUGCGUGGUUGGGGGGGUUGGAGGAAACACACCAGCUCAGAUGAUUACACCUGUACAGACAUGUGCGAAGAAAAACUUAGGCAAGAUGAGAAAGCAGUCUCGUAGAUUGACAUGUCAUGAGUAAGAUGAAAUAAAUGAAACCCCCUUAUGUUUUCUUUUUUUCAAAAUGAUACUGAAAUGAAUACUUAUUUGUAAAUCAGGGUUACCUCUCUUCAAAGACGUAUAUCCAUGGUGGACCUCCACAAUUAAGUCUGUCUCACAUGCUGCUUAGUUUAGUCAUUAUCAUAAUGUUGCAUAGCUCCUAAAAUAGUACAUGAUGUGAUGUUUAUGGCCUGCUGUUCAUUGUUUUGCUGUGUGAUAAACUAGUUAGAUUAAUCAUGUGGUCAGCCAUUUCAGUUCUGACAAGAUAAGGACGGAAAUGUUAGAAACCUUUGAUGUACACACCCAAAAUGAAAAUAAAUGUCACUAUGCCAAACCAAA